AUGUCACUUACUCCGAUCCUACGGGUUGUUGCGGACGAUUCUAUCAAAGCAUGCCAGAUAUCUCCUCAGGACACGACAAAACCACCACCCACUGUCAAGAACCGCAUGGGUUAUUAUGCUUCGCAGACCAACGUUGCUAAAAACGCAGUCGUCAUCGAUGAGGAUGUUGAUGAAGUUCCUCAACCAACAGCGGAAGCCACCGCGCGGACGGAGAAUGCGGAUUCCAAAGUUGACAUCGGCAACCAAGUCCGUCUUCUUAUGCGCCGAGUCCCCCACCCUGUCGCGAUAAUUACAUCCACAAAUCCAGCUGCCCCCACGGCACAAACUUCCUUUCGUGGAAUGACAGUCUCCUCCUUCAACACGGUUACCCUCUAUCCAGAAACCAUUGUCUCAUUCAACGUAAAACUCCCCUCUGAAACUUUCAAUGCCAUCUGCUCCUCCUCCCGUUUCCUCGUGCACCUUUUGGCCCCCGCAGAUGCGACUGCACGUCUAGCCCGGGACUUCUCUCAGGGAAAUACCCAUGUCGUGCUCAAUGAUGAGAGGGAUCGUUUUUUCAAGUUCGUCUCGAUUAGUGCGGGAGAUGAUGAUCGACCACCUUCGAUUGCAGAGGGGGAGCCACCUCGUUUGACCCUGAUAAAUGCCAAGGGGGGCCCUAUUACGAGUUCUUCUGUGGACUACUUCCCGUUUAUAUUUGAAUGCCGGUAUCUUCCGCAGAGCGUGAAAGUCGGCAAUCACGUCGUUGUACUGGGGCGGGUAGUCAAUAUUAUCCAUAAAGAAGCAGAUGAGCAUCGCGAUCAGGUGAACGUACAUUCUCCAGAGCGUUUGUGCUUAUCAUAUGCGGACACCCGAUUCUGGAAAAUUGGAGAGAAUAUCGAUAUUAUAGAUUCAUAA
Molecule: messenger RNA, 891 nt
Organism: Paracoccidioides brasiliensis Pb18
Exons: 2
Coding region: 1-891 (296 amino acids)
Molecular function (GO): FMN binding; riboflavin reductase (NADPH) activity
Source: RefSeq, a predicted model, not a curated record